AUGACACAGCUAUCAGAUUACCCCGGGCCAACCCCCGACAAAGGGGAGGUUAAUGGCGAGUCCAUUGAGGAACGAUGCUUCUCGGCCGCUCUCAUCUGCCUCGAGGGCCAUUUUACACAAUCGCCUCCCAUGGGCCCCCAGACAGCUUCCCGUGUGAGCUCCAUGAUAUCAAAGACCCUUGAGAAGACGCACACGCUUAGGACAGCCCGUGAGGCACUCUCUCGGAACGUUGCCAUUUGGAUAUGGCUCACCAGGAUAUUUGCAGCCGCCAUUCCUAGCUUGACUACGAGGUCAGUAGGACCACUUUCUAGCUUAAAUGACCCAGAAAGGGGAGUUAGUCCACAGGAAAGCACCGCCUUGAUCGUCAUGAACCAUGCCUCUAUCAAAGAAGAUCUCGGGACUUUGAUAAAGCUGAUGCACAUUGCUCGGAACUUGCUCGUCAACGCAGAGCCAGAAGUUCCUCAGGAUAUUUGCGCAGCUGUACACUUUGACCAGAUGGUCUACCAAACUGUAAUACUUUGUGUGAAUGUCACGAGCAAGGGAUACGACGGCGACAUUUUGGACGAAACCCAGAGGCUGAAAUUGGCUGAUAUUACCGAACUAUAUAAGAAAUUGCUGGUUACUUCAUUACAACAAGCACAUAAUUGGACAGCCAAGCAUGACCGUAACAAGAUGUCAUUUUGGUUCGACGUACUCUUCGACGAAGACGAGGCCGCUUUUGGUGGACAUGACGAUGGACUAGGGGAUGGAUCUGGGUUUCGUCCUGAUGUGGCCAAGCAACAAGUUCAGCAUUGGCUGGAUCGCAACUCAAGAAUGUGUGAUACCGCGAGAAAGCUCCUCAAGGACUACGCCCAAAACCAUGCGGAUAAACCGCCUGGCAAUCUGGCCCCUAUUCGGCCACUGGCUUGGAAUUGGCUUCCCGAGGGCUCAGUCAACAUGCCCGGAGACCUGGAGGAUACUAACGAGAAGAUGAACCCUGUCUGGCGCCCAGAUGAGACAGAUAAAUUUGAGCAGGACAGAGCGUAUGGACGCGUGUCGAGGGAAAUAGAUACGUGGUGGUUGCGCGCUCGUGAUCCAAACUACGAGGAGUGGGUGGUCACUAUGCCCACAGUGGAAUUUGCGCAGUCAAGAACCGAGCACUGCAAGACGAAUUUGAUACAUCGGUAUGCUCAUUCAUAUCGAGGAGAUCACUCACCGCCACCGGAGGCGGCUGAUGAUGAACUUUCGGAGCACGAGCACUGUCACCAUUGCCCAGAAUGCCACGAGUGUCAUCAUCAUCAUGACGACGAUGAGGAUGACGAGCACGAGCACGAUCAUGACCAUGACCAUGACCACGAAUGCGAUCACGACCAUGAUCAUGAUCAUGAUCAUGACCACGACCACGACCACCAUCACCAUCAUGACCAUGACCACGAUCAUGACCACGAACAUGAACAUGAUGUCGAGUGUGAGCAUCAUCAUCAUCAUCAUCACCACCAUCACCACCACCACCACCAUGAUCAUGACCAUGACUAUGCACAUGAUUAUGUCGACGACAUGAUUGACGAUGAAGAUGCUGACGAUGACGAAUCUUAUGGUGAGGGCCCUCUAACUGGCCUCCUCACCGAAGUUCCCAACAUUCUGGACCCGAAGCAGAUUGAGGCUCUCCACAUGAUUGUGAAAUCAUGUAUUCUGGACAAUGCGGGGUCCGGUCUCACGCGUGCUGGCGAAAACUUGCAAAAGACGAGAUGUAGGAUGUUUCUGGCCCUUGACUGCGGCAAGAGUCUUUUGCGAGAGCUUCUUGUCUUCAUUGCUGUUUGGGACAAGGACGAGCAAUCACUCAUUUUCCAAGUCACCACUCAGAUUGUUGAAGCCCUCCACCACAGCGCCUUGAUUCCCUACGCCUGGAAUUCCCUCCGUAUCCCCAAGGAUAUUAUAUCCCCAGCGCAAACUGUGCUUCUGCGGCUGGUCAGCCACAUGUUCCGAGCCAGAGUAAACAACACCGCCGCCAACAAGAACAACAAUGGCGGCAACAAUUCUUCAGGAAUAAACACCAGCCCGCCUAUCGCCAGCGCGAAUAACAGUUCAUCGCAGGACAAGGAUAACUCUCGGGAUGUCAAGCUUGUCCACUUCUUCUUCAGCUACUUCCGCAGCCGCAUUGUUCCCGAAUGCGCUGCUCUCAUGCAUCUGCAGGCCCAAAUUCGCGAAGAAAAGUGUGAUGCGGCCGAAUUUCCCGUCGACAGCUGGGACAUGGAACGUGCCAAGGACGGACUCGCACAAUACCUCGAUUUCCUCACCACGGUCGCCGAAAUGACGGAUACUCGUGCCAAAUUGAUUGAAUGGGAAGCAAUAUAUGAUCUCAUCGCUAUUUUGGGAGGCCUUGAAGCAGGCGUUGCGAAGAAACCACUUAUCGAGCUGCCCAAACGCUCACCACCCAAACCCGAGCCAUCCCCAACAUCAUCAUACACCACACCUACGACGGCGACAAACCCCAUGGUUGAGCGUCCGUAUGCCACCGAACCAACAUCACCAUCACCGUCCCCUCCUCCACCACCCAUCCAGGAACCGGCGCACAAAUUCCCCUGGCCCGGCGUCAAGGGCCAAAUCUUUACUAUCCUUGCCACGCUCCUUCAGCCCCCGGCAGGGCAAUCUAGCCCCGGAAACAGUCAAGUGCAAUCACAAAUGGUCAAGUAUAACGGGAUUGUCCCCCUGCUGAAUAGCUGUGCGUACGACGACCACAACCCGUUUGCAAAGGAACGCGUGACAAUCUGUCUUAAGUGGCUCCUAGAUGGCUGUGAGGCCGCCAACAAUUUCUUUCGGGAAUUAGUUAGUAUGGCACCGCAGCCGAAUUUGAAACCUACUCCGGGUGGCGCGACGGUGUCGACGCUGAGAGUAGAUGGUAUACAGGGCGAUAUCAAAGUACAAGUGAGGUCGAGGACGGCGCCGCCGGUGGGCAGGAGCGGCGUGGUGGAAGAGAUAGUGGAUGAUGACAAGGACUUGUUGGAGAGGGCGGCGGAAAUGAGUCUGAAUUCGCCGCCUGUUGCGUCUAGAGGGAGUGUAGAGGAUGAUUUCAUGGCGUAG
Molecule: messenger RNA, 3060 nt
Organism: Pochonia chlamydosporia 170
Lineage: Eukaryota; Fungi; Ascomycota; Sordariomycetes; Hypocreales; Clavicipitaceae
Product: essential cytoplasmic protein Ctr86
Exons: 3
Coding region: 1-3060 (1019 amino acids)
Cellular component (GO): cytosol
Source: RefSeq, a predicted model, not a curated record